UGCAGGGUUCCGGAGACCGGAUACAGUGAAUGCAGGGUCCGGGGAGACUGGAUAUAGUGAAUGCAGGAUCCGGGAGACCAGAUAUAGGGCAUGCAGGGUCCGGGGAGACCAGAUAUAGGGCAUGCAGGGUCCGGGGAGACCAGAUAUAGGGCAUGCAGGGUGCAGACCAGAUAUAGGGAAUGCAGGGUCCGGGGAGACCAGAUAUAGGGCAUGCAGGGUCCGGGGAGACCAGAUAUAGGGCAUGCAGGGUCCGGGGAGACCAGAUAUAGGGAAUGCAGGGGUCUGGGGAGACCAGAUAUAGUGAAUGCAAGGUCAGGGGAGACCAGAUAUAGGAAUGCAGGGUCCGGGGAG
Molecule: messenger RNA, 351 nt
Organism: Staurois parvus
Lineage: Eukaryota; Metazoa; Chordata; Amphibia; Anura; Ranidae
Source: the annotation of a GenBank genome assembly